AUGUAUAGGUACGACUGAGGGUGCACACGAGCAUUGACUUUUGACUUUUUGUUCAUAUGUUUUACACACAGUGAAUUGAAAGAGGGAAUAAGGAGGAGGUUGAUGAUGAUGGUGAUGAUUGUUAAAAUCGUGUUUCUUACUUCAUGAUAACAUGGAGGAAACAAACGUCUCAAUUGCCGAUUCAAAUGUUGACAAAACUUCUGAUUAUAACAAUAAUUCGUCGAAGAAGGCUAAUUCUUCGUCGUCUCCGUGUUCAUCUUCGUCGUCGCCGUGCGAGUCUUCAAUGAAUGGGGGGUUUUCUUCUCCGCAGUCGCAGAAGAGGCUCACCAGGCAGCGUAAACUCCGUCACGUGACGGUGGAGAACUUUUGUAUGCCGGAGGAAGAUGAUGGCGAUAGGUCAAAAUCGUUGCCUGGUUCUCCGAAUUCGGAGUCAAGGUCGUCCCACCGAUUGCUGCAGCACUGGUCCUUGUCUGCCGUUCCGCAACCAUUACCACUUCCUAAUGAUGAAUUCCGGUUUCAUGCCGAAGAAUAUAGCAGAGGAGAUGGACGUUGCAGAUCACAUCAAUGUGGGAUGAAUCCUAAGGCUUGUGGUGACUUGAUAUCAUCUAAACCUUCAACUUACCAUCGCCGGAGAGGUUAUCCUCAAGACGUAAAUGGCGAAAAAGUUGGUUGUGGCAUCAGGUUGGAUGUUCCUCCUAGGAGUGCCCCAGCUACUACCUUCACUAGUCCUGCACUUAGCCCCAAAAGAUUUAGUACCGUCGAUAUUUUUGAUUCUGCAUUUGCUGUUCCUCAAGAGCUUCGUGUGUCACCACCUUCAAGACGUUCUCCAGUGCACAGUCCACCAUCACAAAGUCCUUAUCUGAAAGUUCAUCUACUUAACAACAAAUCUCCACCAGAAAGGACCGAAAGCAACAACACUAAUGUUCACCCACUUCCCCUUCCACCUGGAGUUUCAAGACCUGUUUCUAGUCGUCGAAGUUUGGAUAAAUCAGAUGGGCAAUCAACAAAGGGUCAAUGGCAAAAAGGGAAACUUCUGGGACGUGGUACCUAUGGCAGCGUAUAUGAAGCAACCAAUCGUGAGACAGGGAGUUUGUGUGCAUUGAAAGAAGUUGAUGUCAUUCCUGAUGAUACCAAAUCAUCAGAAUGUAUAAGGCAGUUGGAGCAGGAAAUAAAAGUUCUACGAAAUUUAGAACAUCCAAACAUUGUACAAUAUUUGGGUUCUGAAGUGGUUGAGGAUAAAUUUUGCAUAUAUUUGGAGCAUGUGCACCCUGGGUCAAUAAGUAAAUAUGUGCGGGAACGCUGUGGAGCUGUAACAGAAUCGGUAGUUCGAAAUUUUACACGUCAUAUUCUUUCAGGAUUGGCUUAUUUGCACAGCAAGAAGACAGUUCACAGGGAUAUUAAAGGAGCAAAUUUGCUUGUUGAUUCAUCUGGUGUGGUGAAGCUCGCAGACUUUGGAUUGGCAAAACAUCUCUCUCCACAUGUAAUUGAUCUUUCGUUAAAGGGUACUCCACACUGGAUGGCUCCGGAGGUUCUGCAAGCUGCUAUGCGAAAAGAUACCAAUGAACAUACGUAUACCAUGGAUAUAUGGAGCUUGGGAUGUACAGUGAUUGAGAUGGUGACUGGGAAACCUCCUUGGAGUGAAUUGAGUUCGGUGCAAGCGAUGUUCAAUGUAUUGCACAGAUCCCCACCUAUACCAGAAACAUUGUCAUCAGAAGGGAAGGAUUUCCUCCAUCGAUGCCUGCAGAGAAAUCCUGAAAAUCGCUCAACGGCUGCUUUGCUACUUGAACAUCCUUUUGUGCGCAACUCAUUUGAUCACAAUCUUGCACUCUGCAACCGAGAGGUUUCUGGUCUGAGAUCGAAUGAAAUAUCCUAUAAUCCAAGAGACUCGCCUGCACACCACAAAGAUAUACCAGGCACUUGGGUCCGACAUGGAAGACUGCAGUUUCACCGUGAAACACCCAAACAUCUGCAACCAAAGACUACGAGGGACCAUUCGCCAGCCACCCGUCACUCUCCAAGGUCUACCCUUGAAGCUCUUCCUUGUGUUUCUUCGUCUGAAUUCAACUUCAGUCCAACCCGUUGGGGCAAUUCACGAAUUCCCAAUCGUAUGCCAGCCGAAGGUGGCAGAACAUACUCUCUUCCAACAACCCCCAACAGGGAAACCUAUCUGUUAUAAACGAUUCUUUUUCCUGCCAAUUAAUUAACAACAGAUUGCAUAAGGAAGUAGAAUUUAGGGUACAACCUAGUCAUGAUUCAUUAUGUGUUCAAAAGGAUUCAAAAGGUAUGUAGGUUCAUAAAUGGUGUGCAACACAGUAGGUUGUCUGUUGCACCAGUAGAGGAAUUGUUGUUACUGAUUAUUUGUAUAUGCUUGUAUUUGAAUAGCAUUUUUACAAAGUAUGUUGUUGUAUAUAUGAUCCUACACAUUUCUUUCGUUCUUGGUAAAAUCAAUGUAUCGAAUAGGGAUUUACGAGCUACUAUAUGUAAUAUUGUGAUGGCAAUAUAUACCGAUUUAA
Cynara cardunculus var. scolymus (artichoke) is the source of this 2513-nucleotide messenger RNA. Its product is annotated as mitogen-activated protein kinase kinase kinase 5-like. The transcript has 12 exons. Lineage: Eukaryota; Viridiplantae; Streptophyta; Magnoliopsida; Asterales; Asteraceae. The record is from RefSeq and is a predicted model, not a curated record. Gene Ontology annotation, molecular function: protein kinase activity; ATP binding. The coding region runs from base 152 to 2176 and encodes 674 amino acids. Gene Ontology annotation, biological process: protein phosphorylation.